Molecule: messenger RNA, 1380 nt
Organism: Ectocarpus siliculosus
Lineage: Eukaryota; Phaeophyceae; Ectocarpales; Ectocarpaceae
Source: the annotation of a GenBank genome assembly
GCUCGUUGGGAACAGUAUCGUCACGCAACCCUCGUCUUGAGUAACACUUUCCCACGGGAACCUCGAGGACCACCACAGCUGAACCCGUGAAAGCGAUAAGGAGUAAGGUAGAGAGAGAGAUGGACUCGGGCUUGGAAGAGGAAAUCGCACGCCUCAGCAGGGCCCCCGCAGGUGGUGGGGGCAGCAGCGGGGACGGCGGACGCUCGGAACCAAUCCACCCUCCGGGUGCUCCGGCUGCCCUCUCGACGCCCAUCGUCCAGCCCCAGAGCGGCCGCCUGGCGGCGGGAGGCGCGGAUGGGGGUACUGCAGUGCAUCCCCCGCGUCUUCGCAGGGGCAGUUCGUCGGGGUCGAAUUCUGGAAACAACCUCAGGUCGCCGCAUAGGAGCGGCUUGGUGUCCGGAGCCGUCUUAGCGGGUAACAGCAUCAGCGACCUCCAGAUGCCGGCAGGCAGCAGCGGCAGCCCAGAACAACCGCGACGGCUAGGUGGAGGCUCGGGGGACGUGGGAGCGGCGGCGAGGGCGUCGUCGAACGGCGGAGCGUCGGCGGCACCACCCCAACGAAGACCAUCCGCCAACGGGGAAAAAAUGGCGGGGCCGGCGUCUUCCCGACCAGCCUUGAACGCGGAAAAGAUGGCCGGGCCGUCUUCCUCCCGCCCCAUCUUUGUAAACGGAGAGAAGGUGGCCGGGUUCGGAGGGGCGGCGACAGCAGCAGGAGCAGGAGCAGGAGCAGCAGCAGCGGCAGGGGGAAAGGGUGCGAAGGGGGUCACUAGCAAGCAGGAGGAGGCGUGGAAAAAGUCUGAGGCAGCGCUCAAGAAGAAGGAGCAGUCGGUGCGGAACGCGCUCAAGGAGAAGCAGCGGACGCUGCAGCAGGAAUCGCUGCUGCUUGCUACGGUGGAUAGGGAGUUGGCGCAGCUCGCCUUGAGCCACCAGACAGAGGUUAACGAUCUCAGAAAAACGUGAGCGGUAUGCAUGGCGUUGAGAACAGGCGGGAUAGGGGGCUGAUAGAGGGAGGAAGUGGGGUGCAAGAGGGGAAAGGGGGGAGGGUCGCAGGUUGAAAAGAGGGGACAGAGGAACAUGCGACGGAGGGGCCGAGGUGACGUAGUUAGGGCACGGCGUGAGCGAAACGACAGAGCGGAGCGAACACCAAUUUUGUUGUUUUGAUGUCACGGUUUCGGCUUCCACUUGUGGUCACACAUGACAUGUUUUGCUGUCGCACCGGAAAAAUGCCGGUUGGGAAGAACGUUGUGCACCUCAAUCUCGAGAGCCUGCUCGGUGUCCGGAAAAAGAGGAAUGGCUCCCAACCGGCUGUGCUUCUUACAAGCAAGCGACAGCAGUUGCAUCGAUGUCACGGGCUUGUAUCUCUUGUCGCUCGCGAAGUGAA